Molecule: messenger RNA, 10749 nt
Organism: Phodopus roborovskii (desert hamster)
Lineage: Eukaryota; Metazoa; Chordata; Mammalia; Rodentia; Cricetidae
Gene: Golgb1
Product: golgin B1
Exons: 25
Coding region: 219-10208 (3329 amino acids)
Cellular component (GO): cis-Golgi network; endoplasmic reticulum-Golgi intermediate compartment; membrane
Source: RefSeq, a predicted model, not a curated record
UUAGCUACAAACAAGGCGUGCCUGGUCGCUAAGGCAACUCCCGGUGCGCAGCUCCGAUAGGUCCUGGUCUCAUUCCCGUCUUCCGUCCCAUGGCGAGUGGUUGUGUCUUAGGGGCGCGGCGGUGGAGGCGCUGAGCUAGGGAUUCCCGAGCUGACGUGGCUUAGGUCGAGCGGGGGGCGGCCGGAUUUGCCGGUGGCCGUCACCUGCAGGAAUCUGGCAUGGACUUGGAUAAUAACAUACAACAGGCUAUUCUAGAACGCCUUGCUGAUGCAGAGAAGUUAGUGGUGGAGUUAAAAGACAUCAUUAGACAGAAGGACAUCCAGCUCCAGCAGAAGGAUGAUGAUCUGCAGGAGGAACGGAAAGCUGCCGACAGCAAAAUUAAAAAGAUAAAACUUCAUACAAAAGCAAAGCUUACUGCUUUGAACAAACAUGUGGAAGAGAUGAAGGCUCAAGGAGGGGCGGCUUCGCCUACAAAACCCACGGCAGAGGAGCUGCUCUCCAAGCCUGAUAAGAAUUCUACAGAAGUGAUGAAAGUAGAAGAGAUAAAACACGAACUUCAGGAAAAGGAGAAAUUAAUUAGUAACUUGCAAGCCCAGCUUCACCAGGCACAGACAGAACAAGCCUUGAAGUUGGAUAAGAGUUCUGCAGAGAUGGAGGAGUUUGUCCUGAUGAAGCAGCAGCUUCAAGAAAAGGAAGACCUCAUUCACACUCUGCAAACCCAGCUCAGCCAGACACAGGCAGAGCAAGCGGCUCAGUUGGAUAAGAGUUCUGCAGAGAUGGAGGAGUUUGUCCUGAUGAAGCAGCAGCUUCAAGAAAAGGAAGACCUCAUUCACACUCUGCAAACCCAGCUCAGCCAGACACAGGCAGAGCAAGCGGCUCAGUUGGAUAAGAGUUCUGCAGAGAUGGAGGAGUUUGUCCUGAUGAAGCAGCAGCUUCAAGAAAAGGAAGACCUCAUUCACACUCUGCAAACCCAGCUCAGCCAGACACAGGCAGAGCAAGCGGCUCAGUUGGAUAAGAGUUCUGCAGAGAUGGAGGAGUUUGUCCUGAUGAAGCAGCAGCUUCAAGAAAAGGAAGACCUCAUUCACACUCUGCAAACCCAGCUCAGCCAGACACAGGCAGAGCAAGCGGCUCAGUUGGAUAAGAGUUCUGCAGAGAUGGAGGAGUUUGUCCUGAUGAAGCAGCAGCUUCAAGAAAAGGAAGACCUCAUUCACACUCUGCAAACCCAGCUCAGCCAGACACAGGCAGAGCAAGCGGCUCAGUUGAGUUCCAUGCAGCAGGUGGUCCGAGAGAAAGAUGCCCGCUUUGAAACGCAGGUUCGUCUCCACGAAGAUGAACUUCUUCAGUUAGUAACCCAGUCAGAUGUGGAAACAGAGAUGCAACAGAAAUUGAGGGUGAUGCAAAGGAAGCUUGAGGAACACGAAGAAGCCUUAUUGGGCCGUGCUCAGGUUGUGGAAUUUUUGCAGCGGGAGCUGACUUUGGCCGAACAGAAAAACGAGACACUCUCACAGCAGUUACAGCAGUUGGAAGCUGAAAAAAGUACUUUAAAGAAUACCAUAGAAACAGAGAGACAGGAAUCCAAGACUCUGAUGGAAAAGGUAGAACUUGAAGUGGCAGAGGGAAAAUUAUCCUUCCAUAACCUGCAGGAAGAGACGCAUCAGCUUCAGGGACAGCUGGAGCGAGCGGGCCGAGCCCAGGCUGAGCUGGAGACUCAGUACAGCGCUCUCGAGCAGAGACAUAGAGCAGAAAUGGAAGAGAAGAAUGCUUAUAUUCUGAGCCUCCAGAAGACCGAGCAAGAGCUGCAGUCCACCUGUGAUGCCCUAAAGGAGGAAAACUCAGAACUUCUCCGAAAAAAGAGUGAACAGGCUGCCGAGUUAGCUCAGGCCAUCGAGCAGCUGGAAGAUCAACUCCAGCAAAAAUCUAAAGAAAUUAGCCAAUUUGUAAACAUACCAAACUUGCAAAAACAUGAAACAGCAUCUCAGACUUCUUUACCAGAUGUUUAUAAUGAGGGCAUACAGGCAGUCACGGAGGAGAAUAUCGCCUCUUUGCAGAAGAGAGUAAUGGAGCUAGAGAAUGAAAAGGGAGCCUUGCUCCUUCGUACCGUAGAGCUGGAGGAGCUAAAAGCUGAGAAUGAAAAACUGUCUUCUCAAAUUGCUCUUCUGGAGGCUCAGAAUAGAGCAGGGGAGACUGAUGGUGCAGUCUCUGAGGUCCCUGAUGCUACUCAGUUUAACAAGAGCAAUUCUUUGACCAAAGAAAGUGAUCAGGAUGGCCCAGAGAACACAUUUUCUCAGAAACAUAAAGAACUGGCACUUUUAUUAGUGGAAAUGAAGGAAGCUCAGGAGGAAAUCACAUUUCUUAAGUCGCAGCUUCAGGACAAGAGGUCUGAUGGGGAAGUGAAGCUGAUAGAGAGUGAAGGGUCACCUUUAGUAACAGCAGGAGACAUCCCCUUCAUGCUUAGUGAAGAGGGCAGUGUCCCAGCAACUGAAAAAGAAGAACAGGCAAGCACUAAAGAUCAGCCUCCACCAUCUGAGGCAAGUUCUCCAAAUGACAACACAGUGGAUCUGAACCCCACAAAGCUGGGUGGUGUGGACAAAUCCCCCUCUGUACCAGAUCUUUGCCGGUGUCACCAGAGUGAGUUGGAAAGUUUGAAAACUCAAAUUUUAGAACUUGAGGCAAGCCUUCAUAAGGCAGAGGAGAUUUAUGAGAAAAAUUUAGAGGAGAAAGCUAAAGAAAUUAGCAGCCUAACCCAGCUUAUUGGCGAAUUUAAGAAGAACGAGGAGAAUGCCCGCAGUGUGCUCUCUACUUUAUCUGAGGAACGGGACCAGCUGCUUUCUCAGGUAAAAGAGCUUAAUGUCUUGGCUGAGCUGAGGGCUCAGGUCCGAGAGCUGGAAGGUAGCCUCGCAGAAGCAGAAAAACAAAGAGGUCUGGACUAUGAGAGCCAGAAAACACAGUACGACCUGCUCACAGAACAGAUCCACAGCCUAAGCAUAGAAGCCAAAUCUAAGGAUGUAAAGAUUGAGGCUUUACAGAGAGAACUGGAUGAUGCGCAAAUACAGUGUUCUCAACAGGAUGCACAGAUAAAAACCCUGCAAAUCCAGCUGCAGAAAAAGGAGAGUGAGGUGCUAGAGGGGGUGGAACACGUGAACAACAUCUCAGAUAAAAUGGAAGAAGUUUCACAGGCUCUGGCACAGAAAGAACUAGAACUAGCCAGAAUGGACCAGCUCUUGAUAGAGACAAAGAAAGCUGUGGAGACCCUCCAGCAAACCAUCCAGGAGAAGGACCAGCAGGUGACAGAACUUAGCUUCAGUAUGACAGAGAAAAUGGUUCAGCUUAAUGAAGAGAAGUUCUCUCUUGGGGUUGAGAUUAAGACUCUGAAGGAGCAGCUCAAUGUAUUGUCCAGAGCUGAAGAAGCUAAAACGGAGGAGGUGGGAGAAAAGCAGGGAGCUGCUUCUAAUCAUAGCCAUGAUGAGUCCAGCCCGGCGGGGAUGCAGAGUAAUGAGGGGCUUCAGCAGGAACUGGAGCUCCUGAAGAAAGAGAACGAGCUGAGGAAGAGGAAGCUCCAGGCAGCGCUUAUUCACCGAAAGCAGCUCCUGCAAAAAGUCAGUGUCCUGGAGGGGGAGUUAGCCAAGGUGAAAGAGAAAUCUGGGGAGGGUGAGAAGAGAGCACCGGAGGCAGAUGGCGAGAGCAAAGAUGGCCUGGGAAAAUGUGAAACUUCUCAGUGCCGAGAAGUAGAAGUGGAGCUAGAGCACGUAAAGAGAGAUCUGAAAGAGAAGACGGCAGCCGAACAAGAACUACAGGCUAUGGUCCAACAGAUGAUUCAGAACCUGGAAGAUAAGACAAAGCAAAUAGAUUUGCUUCAAGCAGAGAUCACUGAAAACCAAACUACUAUUCAGAAACUAACCACAGGUGCCCAAGAUGCUGGGGAUGCUGACUCGGCAGCACCUGUGAAGGGAACGCUGGUGAGCAGCCCGCCCAGUGCAGGCGGUGGGGAACACUGGAUGCCAGCCCUGGAGGGAAAGAUAUCAGACCUGGAAAAAGAAAAAGAACAACUUCAAAAGAAGCUUCAAGAAGCCUUAACUUCCCGCAAGGUGAUUCUGAAAAAAGCACAAGAGAGAGAGAAACGUCUAAAGGAAGAGCUCGGGAAACAGAAGGAUGCUUAUAGCCUCCUUCAGGAGAAGUGCGAUAAGCAAAGUAAGGAAAAUGAGAAAAUGGGGGACCAGCUUCGGCAACUCCAGAGUGAGGUGAAGGAGUCCUCGGACAGAAAACUUCCAGGCACUGACCAGUGGGAACCUGGUCUUCCCAUUCAAGGGUUAGAAGAGGUUUCCCUCGAAGACACGGAACAGCAGCCUGCCCAACUUGCCACAGAGUCUAAUUUACCGAUCACUCAGCCUUCUCACUCUGGAGAUGAAGAAGCUCUCCAGGGUACUGUUUCUAUUGCCCAAAUUAAGGCCCAGUUGAUAGAAAUGGACAUAGAGAAAGAAGGGCUAGAAUUGAAAGUGAGUGCUACAGCAAGAGAGCUGACUAAGAAAUCAGAAGAAGUAUAUCUGUUACAAGAACAGAUAAGUAAACAGCGCUUAGAAAUCCAGACUUUGAAGGCUACAUCCCAGGAUGCCGAGGCUCACGCAGAAAUCCUGCAGCAGGAAUUGGAAAGCAGCCAACUGAAACUUGCUGGCCUGGAGCAUCUGAAAAUGUUACAGCCUGAACUAGAUGAGCUGCAGAAACUCAUGUGCCAGAAGGAAGAAGAGGUCAGCUACCUUUCUGGGCAGCUUAGUGAGAAAGAACAGACCCUCACAAAAGUCCAGGCAGAGAUGAUAGAGCAGGAACAUUUAAUCAAGGCCCUGCACACACAGCUGGAAAUGCAAGCCAAGGAGAAUGAAGAGAGGCUAAAGCAGUCCCAGGUGGAGCUUUGUCAACUGAAGCAGAAGUCGGAGCAGGCUGAGGAAGAAACUAAAGCAAAGCAGCAAAUACAGAGGAAACUGCAGGCUGCCCUCAUCUCCCGCAAGGAUGCUCUGAAAGAAAACAAGACUCUGCAAGAGGAGCUGUCUUCAGCCAGAGAUGCCAUCGAACACCUGACCGAGUCUCUGGCAGAUGUGGAAAGCCAACUUUCUGUUCAAAAUAAGGAGAAAGAUGCAUUCCUGGGAAAGUUAGCCCUUCUUCAGGAAGAAAGAGACAAACUCAUCGUAGAAAUGGACAGGUCUUUACUCGAAAAUCAGAGCCUUGGUGGCUCUUGCGAAAGCCUGAAACUAGCCCUGGAGGGUCUCACCGAAGACAAGGAAAAGCUGAUGAAGGAACUUGAAUCUUUGAGGUGCUCUAAGAUGGCAGAGAUCACUGAAUGGCAGGAGAAGCACAAGGAGCUGCAGAAGGAGUAUGAAGUUCUUCUGCAGUCCUACGAGAACGUGAGCAACGAAACGGAAAGGAUUCAACAUGUGGUGGAAAGCGUGAGGCAGGAGAAGCAGGAACUCUAUGGAAAGUUACGAAGCACCGAGACCAACAAGAAGGAGAUGGAAAGGCAGCUGCAGGAUGCAGAACAGGAAAUGGAAGAAAUGAAAGAAAAGAUGAGAAAGUUUGCUAAAUGUAAACAACAGAAGAUCCUGGAGCUAGAGGAAGAAAAUGAUCGGCUCAGAGCAGAGGCCCAGCCUGUGGAAAGCCUCAAAGAAAGCACGGAAGUUCUUCUUUCUUCCAAUGCCAGCUUGAAGGAGGAACUAGAAAGGGUCAAACUAGAGUAUGAAACUCUUUCCAAGGAGUUUGAGGCUGUAAUGGCCGAGAAAGACAUUCUGAGUGAAGAGAUUCAAGGUCUGAAGCAUCAGGCAGAAGACUAUGCAUUGAAACAAGCUAGCCUAGAGGCCACUGAGAAAUACAAUAAACAAAAAGAUGUCUCUGAAGAGGAAACACAGACUAUGGUGGGCAGUUCUCAAGAGCAAGAUUCCCAGAGCAUGAGCAUUAAACUUGAAGAUCCGGAAGGUAUUCCAUCAGUGACCAGUGCCAAGCCUGGAGUUAGUGAGACCUUCGGCUCCCAUGAUAACUACCUGCAGCAACUUGAUCAGCUCAAUGGAAGAAUUGCCGAGUUAGAGAUGGAGAAACAGAGCAAUAGGGAACUUAGCCAGACAUUACUAAAUGAGAAAAAUGCUCUCCUUAGUCAAAUAUCAGCAAAGGACGGUGAAUUAAAGCUACUUGAGGAAGAAGUCGCCAAAAUAAACACCUUAAAUCAGCAAAUCCAGGAAGAACUUUGCACAGUUACCAAGCUAAAAGAGAUGGCAGAAGAGGAAAAGGAUGAUUUAGAAGAGAGGCUUAUGAAUCAACUGGCUGAACUUAAUGGGAGCAUUGGGAAUUAUUAUCAGGAUGUUACAGAUGCCCAAAUAAAAAACGAGCAACUAGAAUCAGAAAUGCAGAACCUUAAAAAAUGCAUGAGUGAAUUAGAAGAAGAAAAGCAGCAGCUGGUUAUGGAAAAAACCAAGGUGGAGACAGAAAUCCGAAAAGAGUAUUUAGAGAAAAUACAAGGUGCCCAGAAAGGAGCUGGCAACAGAAGCCACACAAAGGAGCUGCAGGAGCUGUUGAAAGAAAAAGAGCAAGAGGUAAAGCAGCUGCAGAAGGACUGCAUCAGGUACCAGGAGAGGAUCGGUGCUCUGGAGAAGACCGUUAAGGCUCUAGAGUUUAUUCAGACCGAAUCCCAAAAGGAUUUGGACGUGACCAAAGGAAAUCUGGCGAAAGCAGUUGAACACCACAAACAGGCACAAGAGGAACUAUCUAGCUUCAAAGUGCUGCUAGAUGACACCCAAAGCGAAGCCGCGAGAGUGCUAGCAGACAACCUCAGACUGAAAAAGGAACUUCAAUCAAACAAAGAAGCCAUCAAACACCAGAUGAAACAAAAAGAUGAAGACCUGGCACAAAGAUUAGAGCAAGCAGAAGAAAAACACCUGAAAGAGAUGAACAACAUGCAAGAGAAACUGGAUGCUCUCCAUGGAGAAAAGGCCCAUAUAGAAGACACACUUGCAGAAAUCCAGGUCACCCUGGCCAAAAAAGACCAAGAAAUGAAGCAGCUGCGGGAAAACCUGGACAGCACCGUGGCCCAGCUUGCAGCCUUUACUAAGAGCAUGUCAUCCCUCCAGGAUGACCGUGACAGGGUCAUCGAUGAAGCCAAGAAAUGGGAGCAGAAGUUUAGUCAUGUUAUUCAAACCAAAGAGGAGGAGAUCAGAUUGAAAGAGGAUCAGCUUCGACAAAUGAACAUCCAUACAGAGGAACUGAAAAUCAAUAUACAGAGUCUUGAACAUGACAAGGAACUGUGGGAGUCCAAGUUCCAGACAGAGCAACAACAACAACACAAAGUCUGUGCUACCCUUCAGGAGGAAAACAAAGAGCUUAUGUUCCAGCUAGAGGAGACUCGACAACUAUGCCACAAGUCUAUGAAUGAAGUAGCUAAGUUGGAAUCAGAACUUAAGGAUCUCAAAGACCAGUCAAGUGACUUAAAUAACUCUUUAGAAAAAUGCAAAGAACAUAAAGAAAAUUUAGAAAAGAUCAUCAAACAGCAAGAAGCUGAUAUCCAGAAUUUUAAGUUCAGUUAUGAACAACUCGAGACUGAGCUAAAAGCCUCUAGCGAACUGACCAGUAAGUUGCAUGAUGAAAUCCACAUGAAGGAGCAGAAGAUUAUAAGCCUGCUUUCAGGCAAGGAGGAGGCAGUCCAGGCAGCUAUCACUGAGCUGUGCCAACAACACAACAAAGACAUUAAAGAACUAGAAAAUCUAUUGUCCCAGGAGGAAGAAGAAAACAAAAGGGCUGUUGAGAAAACCAAUCAGCUCAUGGAAACACUGGAGAAAAUUAAGAAAGAGAACCUUGAGCAGAAGGCCCAGCUGGGUUCCUUCAUUAAAUCCAUGUCCUCGCUCCAGGAUGACCGAGACCGCAUAAUAAGUGACUAUCAGCAGCUGGAAGACCGACAUCUCUCUGUGAUCUUGGAAAAAGACCAACUGAUCCAAGAAGCUGCUACUGAGAAUAAUAAACUGAAGGAAGAAAUGCGAGGGCUGAGAGGUCAUAUGGAUGAUCUCAAUUCCGAGAACGCCAAGCUAGAUGCUGAGCUGAUCCAGUAUAGGCAAGACCUGAAUGAAGUGAUAGUCAUAAAGGACUGCCAGCAAAAGCAACUACUUGAGGGGCAACUACAACAAAAUAAGGAGUUGAAAAAUGAAUGUGUGCGACUAGAAGAAAAGCUGAAGGAGUCGGAGAAAGCAAGGCAAAACCUGCAGAGGACCUGUGACAGCCUCCAAGGGGCCAAACAAGAUCUGUCUACAGAGAUUGAGAGCUUGAAGGGACAAGUGGCAGCCUUGCAGGAAGAAGGUACUGUAGGUGCCCAACUGAAAGUGAAAGAGGAGGAGGUUUGGAGGUUAAACGUGGCGCUCUCCGCUUCCCAGAAGAGAGCUUCAGACCUGGAAGAGGAGUUAGUUUUUGUUCAGAGGGAAGCUACCAGGAAGGUCAGUGAAAUCGAGGACAGGCUGCAGAAGGAACUGAAGCAUCUCCAUCAUGAUGCAGGGAUAAUGCGAAAUGAGACAGAAACAGCAGAAGAGAGAGUGGCAGAGCUCGCCAGAGAUCUGGUCGUGAUGGAGCAGAAGCUGCUCAUGGUAACCAAAGAGAACAAAGAUCUUACUGCGAAGAUCCAGUCUUUUGGAAGAUCAAUGAGUUCCUUGCAGGACAGCAGAGAUCAUACUACUGAGAAGCUUGGUGACCUGGAGAAGAAGUAUGAGGCCAGUCUGAAGGAGCUAGCACAGCUGAAAGAACACAGGGACUUAAGCAGGGAGAGUGACAUCAUUUCCCAGGCUGCCUUUCCCCUGACCUCCACUGAGAACAGCUGGACCCGUCUUGAGAAACUUAACCAGCAGCUCAUAUCCAAAGAUGAGCAGUUGCUUCACUUAUCUUCACAAUUCCAAGAUUGUCACAACAAAGUGCAGUCCUUGUCCAAGGCCAUGGCCAGUCUACAAAAUGAGAGAGAUCACCUGUGGAGUGAGCUAGAAAAAUUCCAGAAAUCGGAGGAAGGGAAGCAGAGGGCUGCAGCCCCUUCGUCUUCCUCUAGUCCAGCUGAGAUGCAGAGCUUGAAGAAAGCUAUGUCUUCUCUCCAGAAUGACAGAGAUCGAUUACUGAAGGAACUGAAGAAUCUGCAGCAGCAGUACUUACAGAUGAAUCAAGAAGUCACUGACUUACGUCCACUGAAGGCUCAACUUGAGGAAUAUCAAGAGCAGACAAAAACCCUACAGAUGAUGAAGGAGGAACUUAGGCAGGAAAACCUCACCUGGCAGCAAGAGCUACAUCAGCUCAGAAUGGAGAAGAAUGCCUGGGAACUUCAUGAGAGGAAAAUGAAGGAGGAGUACGUUAUGGCCAUCUCAGAUAAAGAUCAGCAGCUCGGUCAUCUGCAGAGUCUCCUGAGGUCUUCCUCCCAAACCCAGAUUCUCUCCACACUGAACCAAAGACAGGUGUCCUCGGAGACAUCAACUUCCCUCGAUGGGUCACAAAACCUCAUCAAUGAGGCAGAACUUCUCAGGACUCAACUCAAUGACAGCUUAAAGGAAAUUCACCAGAAGGAACUAAGAAUUCAGCAGCUGAACAGCCAGCUCUCUCAGCUGAUCGAAGAGAAGAAUAUCCUCUCCAUCCAGCUCAGUGACUCCAACCAGAGUCUGCGUGAAAACCAACACCACUACAGUGACCUCUUCAGGCACUGUGCAGUCCUGGAAAGGCAGGUGCACCAACUGCAGGCUACGGGACCAUCAAAUGUAGAUGUUGCUCCUGGAGCACCCCAGGGAAUGAGUGGAGUUCGCAGAACGAGUGAUCCCAUUGCCACAGUGGAGCCACAGCCAAGUUUGACUGAAACCCAGCAGCAGCUCUGCAGCACUCAACAAGAAGUGAAUGAGUUAAAGAAGCUGCUGGAAGAAGAACGAGACCAAAGAUUGACCACCGAGAACGCACUCUCCCUGGCCGAGGAACAGAUCAGACGGUUGCAAGAGCAUAGUGAAUGGGAUUCAGCCCGGACUCCUAUCAUUGGUGCCUGUGGCGCUCAUGAGUCAGCGGUGUUAAUAGAUCUCCCAGGCAGCAGCUGUCUAAGGACCCGGAGUGGUGCUGGAUGGAAGCGGGUUCUACGUUCACUGUGCCAUUCCCGGACCCGAGUGCCACUGCUUGCAGCCAUCUACUUCCUGAUGAUUCAUGUCCUCCUCAUCCUCUGUUUCACAGGCCAUCUGUAAACGUGUCACGUGACCACAACUCUCAGAACUUUUAAUUUCAUCUAUAAUGACAAUUGCCAGUUUGAAAACAGCCUUCCCACUUUCAACCCAGCCUACAUCUUUGGAAAGUUCCUGUAACAACAGAGGUGGCUAUGAGGACAGGUUGGAGCUGGAAUACCUAGUACAUCCUAUUUUAUGGAUGUGCCUCCAACUUGAUCCUGAGACAGUGCCCAGGGCCAGCAGAAACAUCAGAACUUCUAGCCUCAAGAACACCGAGCAGCGGCACUGUUGUGCAGGCAUAAGUUAUUCCAUCUUCAAUGCCAUUGUCACCUGCCUCUGGGAACAAGACUGAGGUUGAAAGAGAAGGCAAAACACCCAAAUCCAGACCUGAGAGUAGUGGUCAUGAGUGACUUCCACAGUGCCUGUGCGUAUCACCUAAAGAAGAGAGGAUUGGUGGGCUCACUGAUCAGCUUUUUGUCCUAUGGUAAUAAUUUUAGUCACAAUAUCCCAAGGACUUUCCUGAACUAUUGUAAAAUAAUAAAAUUAUUUUCAGAAUGAAGAA